This is a messenger RNA of Ostrea edulis (European flat oyster), 1600 nucleotides long. Its product is annotated as low affinity immunoglobulin epsilon Fc receptor-like. The transcript has 6 exons. Bases 126 to 1310 code for a protein of 394 amino acids. Gene Ontology annotation, molecular function: signaling receptor activity. The record is from RefSeq and is a predicted model, not a curated record. Lineage: Eukaryota; Metazoa; Mollusca; Bivalvia; Ostreida; Ostreidae.
CCGCCUAGUGAAAGCCUACUUAACAGCGACCACUUUAGAACCUCUGUGUCAGCACACAGCUACACGUACAAGAAGCGAUCAUAACACCCGUACAAUAGAAAAUUGCCUGCCAGAUUUUAUACACCAUGCAAAUAUUACUUUUCGUCUCUCUCUGUGGAGUAUCAAUUUAUCAACUUUCGGCAGGGCAAACGAUUCAAGCGCGAGAGAAAGAGGACUUCUGCGCGAGCAUUGGGAAUCCGAACCAAGACUCAAUGGCGCAUUUAAAGGAAUUUGUACGUGACAUUUUUCUGAAUGGAUUCUUUCAACUGCGAGAAGAAGUGGAACGGGAGACUGGUUAUUUGCGUCAAACGUUGGCAACUGAAAUAAUUGAAAUAAAAAGAAAUCAAGUAAGCAUUGAAGAAAGACAACGAAACUUGUCAGAAACUUUAAGUGAAGUACAUAGAAGUCUGUCAGAUAUUUUUGUGAAAUUUGACGACAACGACAGACAAAUCGUCCAACUUAGGAGUACCCAAAAUCAAACGGAAAUAAACGAAGAGAAUAUUAGAAAGCUGAAUGAGUAUGUCGAAUCUGUUGCAGGAAACCAGUCGAUACACUUUCAUAACCAAGAAGGUAUAGCCGAAUUGUCUGCUAAACUCUUUGACGUUUCACGGAUAAUGAAUGACAGUGAUACCAGAAUCAUCAGAAAUGCUGAGGAACAAAUGGUGAAUGAUUCAGAGAGCAUGAAGAAGCUGACUGAUUACGUCCAAUCCGUGAGCGCAAACCAGUCUGUGGAUCUGAUGCAGUUAAAAAGUAGACUGCUCAACGAUGAAGAUGAAAAACUGAACACAUCAGCAGCGUUACUGACCUUGCAAACAGAAGUAGCAAAGUUGAAAGAACGUGUUAGAAGCGUAAGAGACAAAGUUGUUCAAACCGAGAUUUCCAUUUGCCCAAGUGGUUGGACAUUGUUCACUUCCUCUUGCUAUGUGUUCAUUCAGGCCGCACGAUCCUGGGAUGAUGCAUCGAUUCGAUGUCUCCAAUAUGGUGCUAAAUUAGUAGAAGUUGAAACCAAAGAAGAAAACGAUUUUCUAAGACAAAUUUUGCUAAAGGACUCUGUAGGCGGGGUAUGGUUAGGAGCAAUUGAUGACGUCAUGGAAGGAAAGUGGAUGUGGUCGACGUCUGGAAGGUCAUUAACAUUCACUGACUGGUACCCAGGGGAACCAAAUAAUCACGGAAACAAUGAGGACUGUCUGGAAUAUAAUCCAAAAUACAACUGGAACGACAACAUAUGUAGCAGUCUCUUAAAAUUCGUGUGUGAAAAAACGUACUACUAGACAAGUGAAAAUAUACAACAAAAUUCGUGUGUGAAAACACGUAUUGUUAGACACGUGUAAAUUUACAGCAAAAUUCGUGUGUGAAAACACGUAUUGUUAGAUACGUGUAAAUUUACAACAAGAUUCGUGUGUGAAAACACGUAUUGUUACAUGUAGUCACAUGUAAAGCAAACUUCAUGUUUGAAAAACGUAUUAUUAGAUGUAAGCAAAGUGCCUGUUCAUACCAUACAACUGUAGAAGACUUGACUAUAUGUAUGAUCAGUAGAAUUAUGAAUUUAUCUUCUGUCAAA